Messenger RNA from Podarcis lilfordi (Lilford's wall lizard), 16848 nucleotides. The record is from the annotation of a GenBank genome assembly. NCBI's taxonomy places the organism in Eukaryota, Metazoa, Chordata, Lepidosauria, Squamata, Lacertidae.
CUCACGGAGGGGAGGAGGGAAGUCCUAGGAUUUGAAAGCAUCUAGUGUAAAAUGUUAACAUUUGCAAGAAUAUCAUUUCUGUGAAUGAACAUGUAAAAUCAAAUUAUAAAAAUUAUGUUAGUGGAGGCAGGAAGCCCGAAUGUCAUCACCCUCUGCCUGACUCUUGUCUAGCAGAUUCGGAGUGGAAAGGGUCUCAGCAACAGUUAUUUGAAAUCACUUUCUUCUGACCCCGGGGAAAAAAAAAAACAAGUCUCAAAAAAUCUCCUUACAAGCGUGCAGGAGCAGUUUCUCGCCAAAUACCGCACCGCGUCUACUCGGAAGCAAGAAGUCCCGCGGCGGGAUGCAGAGAGGCGCUGCCUACUCCCGCGCCAGCCGGGCCGGGACCGACGGCUUAAAGAUGCCGCGAGUUCGCAUGAGUUAGCAAAGCGGUGGCUCCUCUGGCCUCGGGACGCCAUUAUGCUGCCUCACCCGGGCGGCCGGGGCAGGAGGCGGAGCCGGCGCCGGAUUCCUCCCCUCGGCCCCUCGCCGCCGCCUCUUCCUCCCGGCUCUCUCCCAGUCUCUGCCCGGCUCUUGCUCUCGACGCUCUUCGGCGGGAAACGCCGCUUGCUGAUCAGCCGGGGAAGCGGCCCUCGCCGCUGGGCGGGUGAGGAAAAAAAAAUGGCCAAAAUUUGGAGAGGGAGGUUGGGCUGCUCCCCUUUCCUCUCGCUCUUCUUUCCUCCCCACGUGGGGCGGAGGAGGGUCUCUAUUCUUAGGGAGCGGGGCGUGGGAGAGAUGCUUUGGCUUGCCAGGCCCCCCCCCCCCACGCACCCACCCACCGUAGGAGACUUUUCUUCCUGGUUUCCUUCGCGCAUCCCGCUUUCCACUCCAAGGAACAGAAUGCGUAUGUUUCCCCCAAUUUGCCCUCCCAAACAACCCUGUGAGGUAGGCUCGCAGGGCCAAAGGAGCGUCGCCAUGGCUGAGUAUUUCUGCUUUUCGCUGCUGUUUGAAUUCGGGUGUCCAUAUUGCGAAACAAGGAGACUUAAAACUUCAUUUAAAAAAACCAGCCCAUUUCAUUGGCUGUGCAUGCACGUGCCCUUCUGUGUACUAAUGCACGGGUGUUUUCAAAAGGGUGGGCUGCAAUUCAUACAUGUUGUGUCUUUGCGCGUUUUGGUACCUUUCCGAAAAGUGAGCAUGGGGGAUAUUUGAGGGAGACACGUGUUUUGUGUGUGUGUGUGUGUGUGUGUGUGUGUGUGUGUGUGUAAGAGUUCUGGGUUGGGAUAAAAUUUCGAUUGAGAGCAGGAAUUGGGGCAGAUAAGGGAUUUUUAGUUUUAUACUUUGAUUUAUAAUCACGAUCUGUUUUAUGAAUGCUGUUAAAAUGCUAUAAUGGUUGAAAGUUGGUUUAUUCAAUAAAUGGCCUGGCAGGUUUGCAGAAGCCCAUGGCUGUAGGCAGUAAAGUUAUGCCCUGUGUUGGGAUUUGCAUGCAACAAAAACAGUGCAGCAUGCUCCUGUUCAAGGUGCCAUCCAGCUAUGUCCUCUAGGAAGCUCCAUUUAAUUCACAUUCUGUGGUCAAUCCGCACUCCUCAUUUUGCUGUUUUUGUGACUUUUUUUGGUCUCUUAUGGUCCUCAAUUUUUAUUUAUUUAUUUCUGCAAACUUUUCUUUUGGAUAAAGAUAAUCUCUAGGAGAAUUGAGUUUGCUAAUAGUAUAGCAAACAAUGCAUGGGCAUUGUUACUGUUUUUUUGAACCCCCCCCCCAAACUUCCUGGCACAGCUCCUGGACCUCUAAGAGUGACUUUGCCGCAAUCAAUAGGUGUAGCACUUCAUCACUGUGUCUGCAGAACUGGAGAAAGCCUCACCUGUUGAAUUACUUCCUGUCUAGCAGUUAUUUAAAGUGUGUGACUGAGGGAUGCAACAAUGUGUAUUGCAGAGAAGGCAACAAAUGUUGAGUCAUUCAUGGAGUCCCUUUCAUUUCUCAUUAAAAAAACAAAACUUGAAAAACAAGCUGUGUUGCACAAAAUUCUGUGUAAUUGAAAGCUUGUCCGAAUUAAAGAAAUUAGUGGUUGUAAAAGAUUUGAAUUUGUUUUGUCCUACUUGCCUUGUUUUGUGGAACCAGGCAUUCUCUACAGUGGGUAUUUCAUUCCACAACACUUUUUAACAACUUGUUGACAGGAGCAAUUCAACAAGUGAGGUUCUACAGGCCUGCAUAAAAAGGUAUAGGAGAUUAGAAGCCUUAUUUGUACAGUACAGUGGUACCUCGGGUUACAUACGCUUCAGGUUACAGACUCCACUAACCCAGAAAUAGUACCUCGGGUUAAUAACUUUCCUUCAGGAUGAGAACAGAAAUCGUGCUCCAGUGGCGCAGCGGCAGCAGCAGAAGGCCCCAUUAGCUAAAGUGGUGCUUCAGGUUAAGAACGGACCUCCGGAACGAAUUAAGUACUUAACCCGAGGUACCACUGUACAGUAUUUAAAAAACCAAAAUAAUCCACAUCCAUCCCAUAGUCUCUCUACUUCCGCCAGCCAUGGAAUAUGUGCAGCUUGCAGAUUUAACAUAUAGACUAAGAGAACAAGAAGAACAAACGUUUUGAGAAAACUGGAUAAUGUUUAUUGAAUAUAUGGGGGGAAUUGUGUACACUUGAAAACGUUGGCAGCAUUAAGAUUAAUUCAACAGUGUAAAAAAGUUUUGAUGGAUGUAAUAUAGUCGUACCUUGGAAGGCGAACAGAAUCUGUUCUGGAAGUCCGUUCAACUUCCAAAACAUUCGGAAACCAAAGCACGGCUUCCGAUUGGGUGGAGGAAACUCCUGCAGCCAAUCGGAAGCCGCAGAAGCCCCGUCAGAUGUUUGGGUUCCAAAGAACGUUCGCAAACUGGAACAGUCACUUCCGGGUUUGUGGCGUUCAGGAGCCAAAACAUUCGAGAACUAAGGUGUUUGAAAACCACUGUGCACCUGUAAUGGAAUACUGAAUGGUUUCGUUUAUGUAAAAUAUUCAGGGAUAUAAGAUAUGCAAAGAGAAGAAGGGAAAGAGAAGAAGGGAAGUCAUGGAUAUUUUAAGGAUGUUUAAAUGAGUAUUCUAAAUUGUAAAACAAAAUUUAAUAAAAAUUAUAUAUAUAGACAUAAACUUCAGUGUGCCUAUUCUUCCCCUCCCCCCAAAUUUUUUUAUUGGUUUUCACUGUAUUAUAAACAAACAAACACAUAAGACAAACAAACAUAAAUCCUAGCCUUAUUGAAAAUUACACUUAUUAACUUUGUUAAGUGGCUUCCCCUUGGUUGAAUUUCAUUGCAUUUCCUUUAAACUGUUUCCCAAGUCACAAUUCUUAUAAAAUUUAACUUAAACAUUAACAUCCUUUAUGAAAUUAAAGAUAUUAAUUCAUCACUUAACAUAAAUAAAAUCCUCAGCCAAUUAAGUAUCUGCAAGCUGUUUUCAUUUAGUUUAACUUAACAUAGUUAACUAAAUAAUCAUUAAAUUUAAUCCAUUCUUCCUGAUACUCCUCCUCCUUCUGGUCACGGACUCUUCCAGUUAGGUCGGCUAGCUCCGAAAAAUCCAUCAUCUCAGUGCGCCUACUCUUGAGUAGGACUAGCACUGCGCACAACCCCUAGCAUUCUGAGGUAAGACUCCUAUAUUAUCCCCUUUAGUGUUUUUUUCAGAAAUAAGCUGCCUUAUGCUGAUCAGUCCAUCUAGCUCAAUGUUAUCUACAAUGACUGACUGCAGCUCUCCCAAGAUUUCAAAUAGGGUUCUCUCUUAGCCUUACCUGGAGAUGCUGGGGAUUGAAUGUGGGAUCUACUUCAUGCAAAGCAAAUUCUCUGCCACUCCCCCCCCCCCCUUCUGCCUUGGCAGCCAAAUACUUAUGAGCCUUGACUUCCGAUUCCUUAUUUCUUUGAUCUGCAGAGUGUGUCCUGUUUGUCAAGAUGGCCGUGCCUUUCGUGGAAGACUGGGACUUAGUGCAGACCCUCGGGGAAGGUGCUUAUGGAGAGUGAGUAUAGCUUAGGCAAUACCAUGCAACAUAUUAUAAUAAAGGUAAAGGGACCCCUGACCAUUAGGUCCAGUCAUGGCCGACUCUGGGGUUGCGGCGCUCAUCUCGCUUUAUUGGCCGAGGGAGCUGGCAUACAGCUUCUGGGUCAUGUGGCCAGCAUGACUAAGCCGCUUCUGGCAAACCAGAGCAGCGCACGGAAACGCCGUUUACCUUCCCACUGGAGCGGUACCUAUUUAACUACUUGCACUGGUGUGCUUUCAAACUGCUAGGUUGGCAGGAGCAGGGACCGAGCAACGGGAGCUCACCCCAUUGCGGGGAUUCAAACUGCCGACCUUCUGAUCGGCAAGUCCUAGGCUCUGGUUUAACCCAAAGUGCCACCCACGUCCCUUAACAUAUUAUAAUACAUGGAGGCAAGUGAAUGGUUCCAGAACAAGAGUAAACUGUAAAUUGAAAUUGCUGCUGUAUUCUUGUGUCGAGGGUUGUCAAAAAAUCACAAGAGCUUUAAUUUGGGUUGUUGAAUUUGCUCAUUUUUUUCCAGGAGGAGGAAAUGUGUGCUGUGGCUGGCAAGCAAAGCUGAGACUUAACGCACAAUUUUUAGUAAUAAUGUUCGGCGAAGAAAGCCUAUCUAUAAAAACCCUGCUUUCCACUUUCUCUUUAUAGAGUUCAGUUGGCUGUGAACAGACGCACGGAAGAAGCAGUGGCGGUGAAGAUUGUUGACAUGAAAUGCGCUAUAGAGUGCCCAGAUCAGAUUAAGAAGGAGAUCUGCAUUAACAAAAUGUUAAAUCACGAGAACAUUGUCAAGUUUUACGGACAUCGGCGAGAAGGCACUAUUCAGUAUCUGUUCCUAGAGUACUGCAGCGGGGGAGAACUCUUUGACCGAAUAGGUACAGGGGGUUUUAUGGGAUAGGAAGGCAGGCCACAGAAUGGUCCUUGGAUGAGGAUGCUCUCCAAGGGUCAAAUGGUUUAUUUAUUUAAGUCAUCUAUAUACAGUCGUUCCUUGGAUCCUGAACACCUUGCGACGUGAAUGUUUUGAAGUGACUUCCAGUUUGUGAACAUUCUUCAAAACCCGAACGUCCGACAGGGCUUCUGUGGCUUCCGAUUGGCUGCAGGAGCUUCCUGCGGCCAAUUGGAAGCCGCGCCUUGGGUUUCCAAAUGUUUUGGAAGUCGAACAGACUUCUGGAACAGAUUCCCUUCGACUUCCGAGGUACCACUGCAACUUGCAUUUCGGGGAUAUUUAAACACAUUCAAAGCAAGCCUCCUCUAUGGUAGCCUGCAAUCAUUUUAUGAACUUGAAUCCAAACAAAAAUGUUGUUUGCUGCUAUCAAUGCUACUGUGAAACAUGGUGUUCAGUUUGUUACCAAUAAUGCCUUCGGCCAUAACUAUUUCAGAGCAAACAACCAGAAAGGUUAUAUUCAUUAGAAACACUGCUAUCACUGUGUAAAUUUCAUUAGUAUGUUUCUUCAUGAAGCUAUGGUGCCUUUCUUGCAGAGCCAGAUGUAGGAAUGCCUGAAGCAGAAGCACAGAAGUUUUUCCACCAGCUUAUAGCUGGAGUCGUAAGUUUAUUUAUGUUGCUUUUUCAAGCUCUUUUUUGUGUGUGAAAGCAGGUUGAAUGAAUGCUUUCUAUUAAUGCCUUGUAUCAUUUUGACAGGUCUACCUUCACAGUAUAGGAGUAACACAUCGGGAUAUUAAGCCUGAGAAUCUGCUGCUAAAUGGAAUGGGUAAGAGAGAGAGACCGCUUUGUUCUUGUUGUUGUUGUUUAGUCGUUUAGUCGUGUCCGACUCUUCGUGACCCCAUGGACCAGAGCACGCCAGGCACUCCUGUCUUCCACUGCCUCCCGCAGUUUGGUCAGACUCAUGUUUGUAGCUUCGAGAACACUGUUCAACCAUCAUGUCCUCUUUCGUCCCCUUCUCCUUGUGCCCUCCAUCUUUCCCAACAUCAGGGUCUUUUCCAGGGAGUCUUCUCUUCUCAUGAGGUGGCCAAAGUAUUGGAGCCUCAGCUUCAGGAUCUGUCCUUCCAGUGAGCACUCAGGGCUGAUUUCCUUCAGAAUGGAGAGGUUUGAUCUUCUUGCCGUCCAUGGGACUCUCAAGAGUCUCCUCCAACACCAUAAUUCAAAAGCAUCAAUUCUUCGGCGAUCAGCCUUCUUUAUGGUCCAGCUCUCACUUCCAUACAUCACUAAUUUCUUUAGUUCAGUAUCAAUUUUCCACAAGUUAAAAAGCAGCCCACACUUUGGAUGUGAAAGCAACAAGUCCUCUCUGUUGCUAACAGCAAACAUCAAGCAGUCAGAGGACUUGGGUUUGGGUUUUUUUAGGAUUUCACUCGGCUAUCCUUGAUUUGGAGCAGCAAUAGAACACUUAAUGCCUGCUUAUGUAGACAUGGCCCACUAGUAUCAACGGGAUAUUUUGGAAUUGGCAUACUAAGGAGUAGGGUAGAUUAGUAUCAGUGACAAAUUUCUGAGCUGGCAUACUUAAAAGGACCAUUUUUAAAAAAGUUAAAUGUUUGUGUCUUAGAUCAAUGUUACUUUAGUGCAGGGGUCAGCAAACUUUUUCAGCAGGGGGCCGGUCCGCUGUCCCUCAGACCUUGUUGGGGGGCCGGACUAUAUUUUGAAAAAAAAUAUGAAUGAAUUCCUAUGCCCCACAAAUAACUCAGAGAUGCAUUUUAAAUAAAAGCACACAUUCUACUCAUGUAAAAACACAAGGCAGGCCCCACAAAUAACCCAGAGAUGCAUUUUAAAUAAAAGGACACAUUCUACUCAUGUAAAAACACGCUGAUUGCCAGACUGUCUGCAGGCCGGAUUUAGAAGGUGAUUGGGCCGGAUCCAGCCCCCAGGCCUUAGUUUUCCUACCCAUGCUUUAGUGUGCCUCAAACAAAGAUGAUGAAUUAGAAUGAUGCGCAAGAUACCUUUAUUCUUGUAUUUGUUUAGAUAAUCUCAAAAUCUCUGACUUUGGACUAGCAACUGUGUUUAAGUACAAUGGUCAUGAGCGAUUGUUGAACAAGAUGUGUGGCACGCUCCCGUACAUUGCGCCAGAAGUCCUUAAAAGAAAAGAAUUCCAUGCUGAGCCAGUUGAUGUUUGGUCAUGUGGAAUCGUACUCACUGCCAUGUUGGCAGGAGGUAAGAGCUACCCAAGUUUUAAUUCGUUUUAUUAACAUUAGUUUGUUGAUAAGGAUUUGCCUCUUAAAACUAAUGCUCUACAUUUACACAACAGGGAUGCAGAUCAGCAGCGCGCCUUGGUGUAUUAUCUCUUGGGAAUUUGGGAUAUUUAUUAAAGUGUGGUUCUUGAUCUAGUUCAUUACAGUGGUACCUUGGUUCUCAAACUUAAUCCAUUCCAAAAGUCCGUUCCAAAACCAAGGCACGCUUUCCCAUAGAAAGUAAUGCAAAAUGGAUUAAUCCAUUCCAGACUUUUAAAAACAAUGCCUAAAACACCAAUUUAACAUUAAUUUUACUCUCUAACGAGACCAUUGAUUCAUAAAAUGAAAGCAAUAAACAAUGUACAGUGGUACCUCGGGUUAAGUACUUAAUUCGUUCCAGAGGUCUGUUCUUAACCUGAAACUGUUCUUAACCUGAAGCACCACUUUAGCUAAUGGGGCCUUCUGCUGCUGCCGCACCACCAGAGCACGAUUUCUGUUCUCAUCCUGAAGCAAAGUUCUUAACCUGAAGCACUAUUUAUGGGUUAGCAGAGUCUGUAACCUGAAGCAUAUGUAACCUGAAGCGUAUGUAACCCGAGGUACCACUGUACUGCAGUCACAAAAUCAAUCAAUCAGUAGCUGAACUGGGUUCCACACAGUCACAAAAACAAAACGAAAAGAGCCGCAAAAACAAAAAUGUAAAAUGAAUAGCAAAAACAGACAGACCUCAGCGUAACACUCAAAACGGAAGUGUGGCACUCAAAUCAGAAGCGUAACACUCAAAUCGGAGUGCGUUCAGCUUCCAAAAAAAGUUCGCAAACCGGAACACUUCUGUGUUUGCAGUGUUUGGGUUCCAAGUUGUUUGAGUACCAAGGCAUUUGAGAACCAAGGUACCACUGUAAUCAUCUACAGGCCUUCACAAAUAUACUGGUGGAGAGGGGACAUUAAAAAAACAGAGAAUGGCCCGGGUACAUUUUUCAUUCUUGAAAAAUUUAAGCAAGAGUAGAACAACCAAUACCCAUAGCAGUUUUGCAAAAGUUGCUGGCUGAUCUUAUUAACUUGAAGUACAAACUUAGUAACUGAUUCAUUCACAUGAGAUGAGGCGCCCAUGGCUUGGAAGGUCGUACGCCACUCUACAGCUUGAGUUGCAAAGGGAGCCAUCAGAGGCCAAAUACAUGUGGCUUUUGUCUCUUUAAAAAUGAUACCAUAGUAGUGCCUUUAUUAGCACACAGUUACACAAUUCAUAUAUGGAGUGCCACUAAAUCUUUCUUCCAGUGUAGCUAAGGGGAGAUUGUUGAAGCUAAUUAAUUACCCUCUAACCAUCGCUGUCUGUAUGGUUACUCCCAAGAAUAGCUGAGAACGUCUCUCCAACUGUCUACCACAAGAAAGCUCUCCUCUUAAAAGCAGCUAUGUGAACUUUUCCCUCUCCUUCAAUACAUCCUUUUAAAAAUAAUAAUAUAUUUUUAGAUCAAAUUUAAGCAGAUAAAAUAAAAGCACAAGCAUUUCAACCGAUUCAACACCAAAAGUAGCAAUAAUACGCCACAACAAAUUUCCAGUGUUUGAUAAACCUGCAAGAUACUGCAUUUUUUUUUAAAAAAACAGGCUUUGGAAGGAAGAGUCAUUUAAGUUAAAGCAUUCUAUACAUUCAGCAUAGAAUGUUCAUUUAUAAAUGUGUUGCCGAAACCAGCGUUUUAAAAAAUAAUAGUAAUGAAUUCUUCACAGUUUUAACAGCAUACAACUACUGACUCUCUCAGGGGUUGAUAGUUUUAAAUAUUGCAAGCAGCCAUGAGCAGUGCUUUUGCACCGGAAUGGUAGGAUAUAAAUGUUUUAAUACAUAUAAUAAAAUUAAUAUUUAAACAAGUGUAUCCGCAAUAAUUUUUUGAGGGAUUUAGCUUACUGCAUAAAUCUGGAGCAUAUUGCAUAGUAACCAUAUUUUCUGAUAGUGUGACAUUUGUAGCUAAGCUGGAACAGAAAAAAAGAAAUUGCCGCAGAUUUUCAUUGCUCAUAGUUUUACUGGAGACUGUUUUUCUAGUCUAAGUAGUUAUUAAUUCCUCGUUUUGAAUUUGCUGUGUAACUAAUGUGGUUAUUAGUGACCUUCUUAUAACCCUUGGGUGUGUCUCUUCCUCUUAAAAUGCUAACAUCCAUUUGCUUGAAACCCAAAUACCUUCUUAGUUUGUCCCCAGAUCACUGACAAGUUUUGUCAAGAAAUGUGGCUUUCUUUCUUGCAGAAUUGCCAUGGGACCAGCCUGUUGACACAUGUCAGGAAUACUGUGAUUGGAAAGAAAAGAAAACAUAUUUGUCACCAUGGAAGAAGAUAGACUCGUUGCCACUAGGUACAGACGCGGGUCUAGGUACAGUGGUCUAGGUACAGACCACUAGGUAGGGACGCGGGUGGUGCUGUGGGUAAAACCUCAGUGCCUAGGACUUGCCGAUCGUAUGGUCGGCGGUUCGAAUCCCCGCGGCUGGGUGAGCUCCCGUUGUUCGGUCCCAGCUCCUGCCCACCUAGCAGUUCGAAAGCACCCCUAAGUGCAAGUAGAUAAAUAGGUACCACUCCGGCGGGAAGGUGAACGGCGUUUCCGUGUGCUGCGCUGGUGCUGGCUCGCCAGCUGCAGCUUCGUCACGCUGGCCACGUGACCCGGAAGUGUCUUCGGACGGCGCCGGCUCACGGCCUCUUGAGCGAGAUGAGCGCGCAACCCUAGAGUCGGACACGACUGGCCCAUACGGGCAGGGGUACCUUUACCUUUACAGACCUUUACUGACUGUUUUUAUAUUUACUUGGCGGGCAGUCUUGAUAGCUUUGCUAAGAAAUGAGUGUGUUAUUUUUCUGAGUACAGAUCAUAUCCUCCAAAGAACAUCUUUAAAAGUUGGGUGACUCUGGUUCAUGUAAAAAUUGUAACGAUUUAUUUGAAAACUGGUGGAACAAUGUUUGAGGGCAUCUCAAUUGAAUUGCAAGCCAUUGCCACAGAAGGUGGACAAUUUCAGAACUUGUAGGCCAUGCAUAUAACCAAAUUCUUUAUUUCUUUUCAGCUUUACUCCUCAAACUAUUAACUGAGGACCCCGCAUCAAGGCUUACUAUUGAAGACCUUAAAAAGGACAGGUGGUACACAAAAGCUUUAAAGAAAGGUAAUUUUUAAAAAAUAAAUGCAUGUGAAUUUUGUAUGUAGCUGCAUAUUUGAAAUCUUUUGACACCUGAAAACGGUACAGUUGACAUCUCUCAUAUAUGCCACUGAAAGGAGCGAGUUAUAUAUUUAAAGAUAUUGAUAUUUACAAUUUAGGUGGCUCACCCUGUUUUAAUCUUACUUGAGGAUAGAUUUUGCUUGCUUUUUCAUCCCCUUUGCUGAUCAGUCCCAUUUAUCAAGGUCUGCUACUAAUAAGGGCUCAUCUUGGGUUAAUCCAGGCAUAGGCAAACUCGGCCCUCCAGAUGUUUUGGGACUACAAUUCCCAUCAUCCCUGACCACUGGUUUGCCUAUGCCUGGAAUCGGUACAUUCACGUUUGACUCUAGGAUGAAAACCAGUGUAAAUCAUUCCAAUAUUAUGAUUGUGCACUCACAUCCCUCCUGAGUGACCUGUGGGAGCGCCCAUCUAAAUGAAAAGUGGUGCGGAAGGCCUCCUUAGACACUUUGAAUCACAUUUUAACUAGCUCUAACAAUGGGAAGAGGUUGUUGGUCUGAGAAUUCUGCAAAUCAUUUGGCAGUUCUAGUGCAAUUAUUUGAUCCCACCAUUCAUGAAGUUUGAAUACAGUGGUACCUUGGUUCUCAAAUUUAAUCCGUUCUGGGAGUCCGUUCGGCUCCCAGAAUGGUUCAGAAACCAAGGUGUGGCUUCCGAUUGGCUGCAGGAGCAUCGAAUGUUCGGCUUCCAAAGAACAUUCGGAAACUGGAACAAUCACUUCUGGGUUUGCAACGUUCGGGAGCCGAUUUGUUCGACAACUAAGCCGUUCGACUACCAAGGUACCACUGUCGGUGGUUUUGAGUUUACAUUAGUGUUCACAAAUGCAAGUGAUGUGUGUUUAGCUUCUUUUGGUCUUAGGAAGAAUGACAAGCUGACACACAGCACCUUUGGAAAGGUUGGAGCCAUUAAAGAACAACAGCAACAAUCCAAUCAUUUUACUUGGGAUUUACAAUGUACUUAACAGUGAAUGACAAAAAUAAUUUCCCCCCCUCCCCUUUGAAAACUGAGUACUAGUUUUUCUUUCUAGGCAUCAAGCGGCCUCGAGUCUCAUCGGGGGGACUAUCCGAUUCCCCAGGAUGUUUUUCUAAGCACAUCCGAUCGGAUAUGGACUUCUCUCCAGUGAAAAGUGCACGCAGGUGAAAAAUAUAUUCGUUCAUUGUGUCCAACACACAGGCAAAAGCAUGUGUGUAUGUGGUGUCUGGCUAAUAUUUUUAACUUGAUGGGGAACUUUUUAUUUUUUACUCUGAAGCUCUGCAAUGACUUAUUCUGUGCUGCCAUAUCUUAAGACGUGUUCCACAAGUAACAAAACCAGAGGUGAUCUAUGGCAUGUCUGCACUGUGCCACUAGGCUGCAGUAGCCAGUUUAACAGAGCCAGAUCUUCUCUUCCUUCUUGCCCCUCCUUCGCUGCAUUGUUGCCUGCCCCCUUGAUUUGACAGAAUAGUAGCAAAACAACUCGUACACAGAGAGCGAGGGCAGCAGCGGAGAUGGUUUUGUAUCUGAAAGCACUCAUUCUAUCCUGUUUAAAUACCAAAAUUGGGGAACUUUGGGGACUUUAAUAUGAGGAUUAAUCUGGUGGUUCUAGCGUCUGGGUUUUAUUUAAGUGCAGGAGAAAAUGGGCGAAGGUGGGGGUAUGUUUUAAGUCUUGCAGAGCAUAACAAAGUAAUAUGUUCAAGUUGUGUGGUAAAUGCUACUGUCGAGGCUAUGUGUGUUUUAUGAUUCUGCAAACAUGCAAUGCAGAAAACAAGUGACUUUUUACAUUGAGCAGGGGUGGCCAACUCCCAAGAGACUGUGAACUACUCACAGAGUUAAAAACUGGCAGUGAUCUACCCCCUUUUAGGGGUUCAGAUCAAAGCUGUUGAGCUUUCUUUAGGGAGGAGGAAAGCCCCGUUUUUGGGGGGUGCUUAUAAGUAUAAAACCAAAUUUACUAGAAUAAUAGCUAGAAUAGAGAUAGACUUGUAACCAUUCAAGCAUACCAAAGAGCUCCAGUGAUCUACCAGUGAUCUACCACAGACAUCCAGUGAUCUACCGGUAGAUCACGAUCUACCUGUUGGACGUGCCUGCAUUAAGGCAAUUCAGUCAUGAUAGAAUGAUUUAAAUAAUGACGAAAAUUGCCAAGAAAAAGGCCGACUUAAUGCCCAGUUCUGAGGGCCAACGCAUGUAGCGGUUAACUCCCGGAAAUAAAAAAAGUUCUAGACAAUGUGUUGUCGCGCCAUUUAGGAACGUGACACUGCUUUGUUUUCCUUGCUGCAGUGAGGAGAAAAAGACCUGCUCCAAUUCUCAGCCGGAACCUGGCACUGGACUUUCUUUGUGGGAUAGCGGUCCAGCUGGCAUCGAUAAGCUAGUGCAAGGCAUCAGUUUCUCCCAGCCAGCUUGCCCUGAACACAUGCUGCUCAACAGCCAACUGCUUGGCACUCCCAGUUCUUCCCAGGUAACUUGGUCUGGUGGCUUGGCUAUCGACUUUCGUUGUUUUUGGAACUUGUAGAGGCCCUUGUGCUUUUGUUUUGCACCGUAACAGCAACCCCCCUCCCCAAUUUAAUGCUUCAGCCCUCGAAAAAAAUAUACACACCCUUGUGCAAAUUAAUUGAAACAAACAAUGUAGUUUAUUGUACAAAACUCACAUAUACAUGUACAAAACUCACAGAUACCUACAUUAGUAACGGAUAUGACCUCCACUAUUUUUAAGCAGCAUUUGAACACAGUUUGGCAUGGAGUCUACUAGUUUCGAACAGUCACUGUUGAUUUUCGGAUCCACACUUGAAUCAGCGCCUGAAUGAGCUUCUCCAUAUUCCUCCAGUCUACAGCACGGAGAUUUUGCAUAUAGCCCACAAAUUCUCAAUGGGAUUUACGUCUGGGGAAUUCCCUGGCCAAUCAAGUACCUGUAGUUGCUGCUCUGUCAUGAAUUUCUUCACCGCUUUCGAUGUGUGACAGGGGGAUAGAUCCUGCUGCAGUAUCCCAGUACUGUCAAGAUACCUCUUUUCCAGCUCUGGAAUAACUCUUUCGUAGAACCUGAAUAUAUUGCGGCGAGCACAUCAUUCCUUCUGUUGGCUUCAGGCUUCCGACACCAUAAUGAUCAACUGACUUUUCAUGUUUGUUUUGAGUACAGGAUUACGAGUAAGAUAGAAAACAUGCUUUGUUUCAGUUAAUUUGCACAAGGGUGUAUAUAUUUGGUUCAUGCACAGGACACAUAUAUUUUUAAAUGAUUGCUAUGCAAUUCUUUAGCACCAUAAAACAAUGCAAAGCCUUGAUGAAAACUUGACAUUCAUUUUAGCCUUCAGCUGACUUCUGGUGUCUUCCGUUCCUUUCUCUCUUAGAAUUCAUGGCAGCGCUUAGUGAAGAGAAUGACCCGUUUCUUUUUGAAGCUGGACGCUGACCAGUCUUACCACGUAUUGAAGGAGGUUUGCGAAAAAAUGGGCUACGUCUGGAAGAAGGGCUGCACAAACCAGGUGUGAAUUAAUUGUGUGUGUCCAUCACACACAAGAUGGACAGACAGGCAUUGUGGUGUAGGCACGAUAGAUGGCAGCAAGAGAGAGGGUCUUCUCAGUGGGUGCAUCAAUAUUAUGGAACACCUGGCCCUGUGAGACAUGGGCCAUUCCUUGUCUGGUAGUUGUUGUUGUUGCGUGGUACAUACAUUUUUAUUCUGUCAGUUGGCAGGAAAAACCUGCUCUAAAAGUCAUGAUUUGUCUGUGAUGCUUGCUUUUGUUGUAUUUUUAAUUCUUCUCUUUUGCAUUUUUAUUUGUUGCUUUAUUUUAUUCAUCGUGAUUUUCUUAUAUUUUCACGCUGUGAUUUUAAGUUGUAAGCAGCACCGAGUAGGGCAGGUAAUUUUAAAAAAUAAAAUUAAUUUGCAUUUACAUACUUUUAUGCAGUGCUUUUUUCCAUGGGGGGACGCAGGGGUAUGCGUACCCCUAAAUAUAUUUUUAGAAAAAAAGCACUGCUUGUAUGCAUUUGCAUACAAAAUAAAUAUAUAUGAUUUGUUGUAACUAGGAGAUACACAGUGUCCUGGAAGAAAUUGUUAUUUUUUAAUUCAAGGCCUGUUGGGGAGCUCUUUAGACAGAUCCUCAUUUGGUUGCUAGUGAGAAAAAUAGUGUGAAGGCUGCCGUAAACUUAGAGAGCCUAACUUUGCAACUUCAGAGAUUUAUUUUUUGAUUUGAUUUGAAUUGUAUACCACCUUAUAUCGGCAGACCUCAGGACGGUUCACAGCAUAAAAAGAGUGAGCAUUAUUGAUUGUAAAUAUCCUUUGUAAACCUCUUUCCCCUGAUAAAAUACUUGUUUUCCUUCUAAGGUUACCAUAUCAACCACAGAUAGAAGAAACAACAAACUGAUUUUCAAGGCAAACCUCUUGGAAAUGGAUGACAAAAUACUUGUUGACUUCCGCCUGUCUAAGGUAUAUACAAAGUUAACCAACGCAUUUCAAUCUAAGGAUAAGAAGGAUGCCUUGGCACUUGUAGUAGAUAUUACCUAACCAGUCAAACUUACUUAAAUAGGAAUUAAGCUACAUUUUUACCUAGCGCAAUAGAAAGCAAAGAUUUGAUUUGACCUGGGCUUUUUAAUCUCUUGAGAGAAUUGCAAAUUGUGGGGAGAAUGUUUUAUGUGCUUGGGCUCCCUCCAGUGGUAGCUCCUCAGUACUGCAGAAUGCUUUCACACUGCCAGCUGCCAACAUGUUCUGAUUCAGAAUAUUAUAUUUACCAUUGUAGUCACUUUAUUUUCUAAUCUGUUCUAGCAUACUGUAUGGGCUGGGGCUGGCGGUUAGCCUUCUGCUUGGUUCAAGAGCUGCAGGGUGCUUAGUGGAAAGCUCAGCUAUGGGGAUGCUAUGCGCUCUAUGUGGGGCUACCUUUGAAGGUGACCCGGAAACUACAACUAAUCCAGAAUGCGGCAGCUAGACAGGCGAACGUUCUUUGGAACCCUAAUAUCCAACGGGGCUUCUGAUUGGCUGCGGGAGCUUCCUGCGGCCAAUCGGAAGCCGUGCUUUGGUUUCUGAAUGUUUUGGAAGUCGAACGGACUUCCGGAACGGAUUCCGUUCGACUUCCGAGGUACGGCUGUACUCAUAAUGUGGUUUAUACUUCCCUCUUGUAUCGUUUCUCUAGCUAAUACGUGCCCUUCCAAUGACAUAUACUCACUUGGAUUCUUCCCCACCUCCCUUCCCUAUGCAGGGUGACGGCUUGGAGUUCAAGAGGCAUUUCCUGAAGAUCAAAGGGAAGCUGAGUGAUGUCGUCAGCACACAGAAGCUGUGGCUUCCUGUCACAUGAUGACGUUGUGGUUGAGAGUGGCUCUGUUUUGAUUCAGUGGCUUCUGCUAAGGGACAGUCAUGCCUGCCGCACCCCAAACUCCAGUCAUUCAAUGGAAAUCUUUUGUUUUGUUUAGGUUUUAUGGGGAUAGGCGUUCAAGCUAUCCACAUAUGGUAACAGGCGAUAACUGUUGUGAAGGUGCACAUUUGCAAUGGUUGGCUGGGGUAUCCCACCCUUGCUUAUGAUCAUGAAAGUCACGAGUGGCUUAGCUUAGUUCACAUUCUUGACUUAGAAGUGGUGUUUUUUUGUAGGUUGCUCAAGCUCCUCAUCCAUAUACAUGUGUUUCCCUUCUUUUUUCCAAAGUAAAAAAAAAUUCAGACUGAGCUUGAAAGCUGCUCCUUUGUAAAACAUAACAUGAGCGUUAUCAUGCUCCUUUGAUGACUUUGGUUUUAAAAAACAACAACAAAAAAAUAAGGUUAUUUUAUAUAAACAUGAUAAGAGUUGUAGGAAUGUUAGGUCCAGAAUAAGGUCCUUCUCAAAUCACUUGACUCAGUUUAUGAUUACUUGCUCCUAAAGUCAGGGCUUCUGAAUGGAGCUAUACAGUUGCAGUUCAUUGCUUUUGGUUUCUACUGUCACCCUUAAGAAAAUAUAAAGCCCAUUGGUUGUUUUUAGCAUCAGUUCCAAUUUUAAAAUAUAUUUUCUAUUUUUAGGGUAUAAUUCUCUCCCCUCCAAUCCUUGUAUAGGUCUGAUCAGACUGGCUGAGCCUCUAAAGUAGAAGUGGGCAAAAAUAUUGGGUUUUGUAGUCGUAACAACAUCUUGUGGGGCCAUAGGUUCCCCACCUUAGUCUAAAUCAGGGUUUCCCAAACUUGGGUCUCCAGCUGUUUUUGGACUACAACUCCCAUCAUCUCUAGCUAGCAAGACCAGUGGUCAGGGAUGAUGGGAACCGUAGUCCAAAACAGCUGGAGGCCCAAGUUUGGGAAACACCGGUCUAAAUGGAAGGAGAUGUAAUGGAUUAACAGACCCCUCACUCUUUUUAUUUCCUUUUGUACUGUUCUGUCUUUUGGGAAGCAAACUUCUUUCAAACUGGUUAAACUUGAAUGUACCAUGCAAAUACACUAGAGUGGAGGUGGCCGGAUGCUAGACUGCAGCCGUCAUCAUUCCUGACCAUUGACCAUGCUGGAUGGGGCUGAUGGGAGCUGUAGUCCAGCAAAAUCCGGAGGGCACCAGGUUGGUUACCCCUGCACUAAGAGAGUAAGGGGCUGACACACAAACCUUGUUUCUGACCAUACUUCCUGACCCAUAUUUAAAUCUACAAAACUGUGAAUUUUUAAAUGUGUCUGUAAAGAAAAUAAAACAAUUUGCAAAAUAAAGAAUGAUCUCGGAUUAAAAGAA